CGGGCCAGUGUGAGCGCGAGUGUGCGCACGCCGUGCAGAGCUCUGCCCUCGCCUCGCACCCUGCUCAGGGCAUCCGGAGAGCCUGGAACCGUGAUCAGGCUUAAAGUAUGGCAUGUUGCAAAGAUGGUUUCUGCCAAGAAGGUACCCGCGAUCGCGACGUCCUUCGGAGUCAGUUUCGCCCUCCUGCACAUCCUGUGCCUGGAGGCUUGUUUAAACGAAUCCCCAGGACAGAACCCAAAGGAGGAGAAAUUAUGCCCGGAAAAUUUUACCCGCAUCUUGGACAGUUUACUGGAUGGUUACGACAACAGGCUGCGUCCUGGAUUUGGGGGUCCUGUUACAGAAGUAAAAACUGACAUAUAUGUCACCAGCUUUGGACCUGUUUCUGAUGUUGAAAUGGAAUACACAAUGGAUGUGUUCUUCAGACAGACAUGGAUUGACAAAAGACUAAAAUAUGAUGGUCCCAUUGAAAUUUUGAGAUUGAACAACAUGAUGGUAACAAAAGUAUGGACUCCUGAUACUUUCUUCAGGAAUGGAAAGAAGUCUGUCUCACAUAAUAUGACAGCCCCAAAUAAGCUUUUUAGAAUUAUGAGAAAUGGCACUAUUUUAUACACAAUGAGACUCACCAUAAGUGCGGAGUGUCCCAUGAGAUUGGUGGAUUUCCCCAUGGAUGGUCAUGCAUGCCCUUUGAAAUUUGGGAGUUAUGCUUACCCGAAGAGUGAGAUGAUUUAUACCUGGACAAAAGGUCCUGAGAAAUCAGUAGAAGUCCCAAAGGAAUCUUCCAGCUUAGUUCAAUAUGACUUGAUUGGGCAAACCGUAUCAAGUGAAACCAUCAAAUCCAUUACGGGUGAAUAUGUUGUUAUGACGGUAUACUUCCACCUCAGACGAAAGAUGGGUUAUUUUAUGAUUCAGACGUACAUUCCAUGUAUUAUGACAGUGAUUCUUUCACAAGUUUCAUUCUGGAUAAAUAAGGAAUCCGUUCCAGCUAGGACUGUAUUUGGAAUCACCACAGUCCUCACCAUGACCACACUGAGCAUCAGUGCACGGCAUUCUUUGCCCAAAGUGUCCUAUGCUACUGCCAUGGAUUGGUUCAUAGCUGUCUGCUUUGCUUUUGUAUUUUCCGCCCUUAUUGAGUUUGCGGCUGUCAAUUAUUUUACCAAUAUUCAAAUAGAAAAAGCCAAAAAGAAGACAUCGAAAGCUCUCCAGGAAAUGACAGCUGCUCCAUUGCUGAGAGCAAUGCACCCUGAAGCACCCCUGCAGAACACAAAUGCCAAUCUGAACAUGAGGAAAAGAACAAAUGUUUUGGUUCAGUCUGAAUCUGACGCUGGCAUCAGAACCGAGGUAGGAAACCAUUCGAGCAGAUCUUCCAUGAUUGUUCAAGCAGCUUCUGAGGCCACAUCGCAGACUUACUUAGCUUCCAGUCCAAACCCAUUCAGCCAUGCAAAUGCCGCUGAAACUAUAUCUGCUGCAAGAGCACUACCAUCUGCUUCUUCUACUCCUAGCAGAACUGGGUAUGUGCCCCAGCAAGCUUCAGCAGGACCUGCUUUUACCCACCAUGUGUUUGGAUCAAGACUGGGGCGAAUUAAGACAACAGUUAAUACCAUAGGGGCUUCUGGGAAGUUGUCAGCCACUCCUCCUCCUUCUGCCCCACCACCUCCUGGAUCUGGCACAAGUAAAAUAGACAAGUAUGCCCGCAUUCUCUUUCCAGUAACAUUUGGGGCAUUUAAUAUGGUCUAUUGGGUUGUUUAUUUAUCCAAGGACACUAUGGAGAAAUCAGAAAGUCUACUGUAAUUUUUUUUUUUGCUAUAGAAGUUUCCUAAAAUAUGAUGAACUUGAAUGCAGAAUGUCUUUUUAAAUGUUUUUAAAGAUAAACAAUUGUUCUUUACUAAAAUAAAAAUCCUAUGUAAUUUUCCCAUUUAAAAAAAUUCAAGCCAGUUACUGGGAGAGUUCAUUAAUUCCUCAGUGAAAAGAAAGUGAGCCAAUUUUCAUUUCAGAAAAAUGAUUUAAAUAGAAUCAAUUCAGCAUUCAAAUUAGACAGAAUACAGACCAUCUUGGAAAGUUGGGACGAGAGAACUAGGGCUCUUAGAAAUAUGUGGUGCAUAUUUAUGCAUUGAAAUUUGAAAACGGACUAUGACAUUUUUUAAUAUACACUAUGAAUAUCAACCAACCACCCUAAAUUUCCCAGUGGCACUGCCCUUAAUCAGAAUUGUUUAUCAGAUAUUAUAUGCCGUGACCUUUGGAGAUCCUCUUACCUAGUUUCUGCAAGAAAAAGGACUUUUCCUGUUAAAUUAAACAUUUUAAAAAGGAAAAUGGAACAAAACAAAUACUGACCAAUGGAGUGAAACCUCUGCUGCAUCAAAAAGAAAUACAGAGACCAGGGAAAAUACACGCCCGGUCAUAUGUUGACCAAACAGGACUUAACAGUUAACUUGGAAAUUUGUGCUUUGAGCCAAAGUUUAACUCAUUGUAUUAAUUCUUUUGAUAGUAGUUCAUUCAGUUCUGUACUCCUUCAAUGUGUGUUUAUUCAGAGCCUACUGUGUCCCAGGCACUUUGCUAGACAUUGUCUCUCUAGGAAAGCUCCUUCACCUUUGCCUACAAUAUUACUUAAAUAGAAUAGUCAACGCAUGCUAAUGAACCA
This is a messenger RNA of Myotis brandtii (Brandt's bat), 2635 nucleotides long. It is a transcript of the gene GABRA4, whose product is annotated as gamma-aminobutyric acid (GABA) A receptor, alpha 4. The record is from RefSeq and is a predicted model, not a curated record. Gene Ontology annotation, cellular component: neuron projection; GABA-A receptor complex; postsynapse. Gene Ontology annotation, biological process: monoatomic ion transmembrane transport; chloride transport; synaptic transmission, GABAergic. The transcript has 9 exons. Gene Ontology annotation, molecular function: transmitter-gated monoatomic ion channel activity involved in regulation of postsynaptic membrane potential; GABA-gated chloride ion channel activity; GABA-A receptor activity. NCBI's taxonomy places the organism in Eukaryota, Metazoa, Chordata, Mammalia, Chiroptera, Vespertilionidae. Bases 124 to 1788 code for a protein of 554 amino acids.